Annulohypoxylon maeteangense is the source of this 1274-nucleotide messenger RNA. RefSeq lists its product as uncharacterized. Gene Ontology annotation, cellular component: mediator complex. Gene Ontology annotation, molecular function: transcription coregulator activity. Bases 177 to 581 code for a protein of 134 amino acids. Gene Ontology annotation, biological process: regulation of transcription by RNA polymerase II. The record is from RefSeq and is a predicted model, not a curated record. The transcript has 3 exons. Lineage: Eukaryota; Fungi; Ascomycota; Sordariomycetes; Xylariales; Hypoxylaceae.
AAAAGAUGAAUUAUCCAGGCAUGAACGAGUGUCAAGAUAAAAAUAUUGCACCACAUGUCUUUUAACUUUACCAAACCUCUCGACUACAAUCAACCACGGGAAAUUCUACGUUGAUUAAAACCUCAAUAAUCUAACGUCCGGAAUCUUACGCGCGCUCCAUUGAGCUCUUCGUCAAGAUGAAUAGGGAUACUACCCACCUUCUUGACACGCAUAACCGCAAGAUUGCGACUAUCGUAGGACGCUUCAGCAACAUCGUUGCGGCCGCUACUGCAUCAAUUUACGAGAACCCCAACACAAUCGAGCAAGCCUCCUCAAACAGUCUGAAAAUGCAGACCGAGGCUUCUGCCUUGGUCUCCGAGAUCCAAGGUCUCCUCUCUCUCAACCGCCAGCUCAAGCUUCUCUGGAUGAGCGGCCCACUCCGCCAACCAGGCGAGGAGGACGCGCGGGAGGCCGUGAUCGAUGCGCAGGCCAACUCAGUAGUGCAGCUGUAUGACCAAGCGCUCGUGAUGCGCGACGCUGCGAUCGCCAAGAUCAUGAAGGACAAGGCCGAAGGCGGCGCGCACAGCAACGUUGACUCUUAGGCUGGACCGCGCGUGAUCCACGCGACCCCUGCCACCCCACGCGCAGCUUAGCCUUAUGCGCGACGAGUACGGCAACGGUCUCGCCUAGAUGUACGAGGUGGAGUUCUUCCACGCUAUGGAAUUUAACGGUUUACUCGGCCCUGAUGAAGUGGACAAGGACGGCCACGGUGCUGCGUAUUGAGAAUAACACCUUCUUGCCCCAAAAUCGGAAGUACGUGCGUGACCUGAGGAGAAAAAGCUGGUAGGAGUUGGUUGGACAUUUCUUGGGAGCCUCUCGAAGCCGAGGCUGAUGAGUUGGGUGUCGAUGAUACCUUCGACUAUAGUGAUUACGCAGAUGCUUAUUAUAGUGCCGAGACGACCGUUUAUUCUUCCGCGAAGGAGAUCGUGUAUCGUAACCUAGAUACCUCUUUCAGUAUUAUCCGUAUCGGUGAAGGAGAGGGAUCCGUAAUCACUAAGACCCCUACCGCCGAGGGGAGGGGGAGGAUGACAGGAUGGUGUUACCCGAUAUACGUCCUUUCGAAGCUGAUUGAUUUUCGUGGGAUUGGUCACACGUUUACGAUGCUGCGGUUGUUUGGGUUGAGAUUGGAUGGCUGACGAGAUACCUAAUGGCCUUCAAUAUCAAUGCCUACUACAUGGGUGGACUAAUCAAAGCAUUGACCUUUUACGAUGGAAAUUUGCUUUAGCUAUGAACGU